AUGGCUUCCCCGCGCCUGGAGACCUUCUGCUGCCCCAACAGGGACGCGGCCACCGAGCUGGUGGUCUCCUUCCAGCCGCUGCUCUUCGGAGCCCUGAGCGCCUCCUGCGCCGGCCUCAGCCUCAUCUUGGCGGUGCUGCAGCUCCUGCCCAAACACCGCGGGUACCGCCGGCUGGGUCAGUACCCGCUGCCCAGACCCGCCUCGUCCUCCCGGAUCCUGCUCAUCAUCAGCGUCUGCGACCUCCUGGGAUGCGCAGGGAUCCUGCUCAGGUCCUCGCUGUGGAUCGGCCUCCCGGAGACGGUGGAGAAGAUCUCCUCGGCCAACAGGACCGACGUCCUCCCUGAGCUCUUCUGCGUGGGCAGCUCGAUGUGGAUCCAGUUCUUCUACAGCGCCUCCUACUGGUGGACCUUUUGCUACGCCAUCGACGUCUUCCUGGUGGUGAGGACCUCGGCGGGGAUCAGCACCAUCGUCCUGUACCACAUGAUGACCUGGGGCCUGGCCGUGCUGCUGUGUGUGGAGGGCGUGGCCAUGCUCUACUACCCCUCCAUCUCCACGUGUGAGCAGGGCCUCCAGCACGCCGUCCCUCACUAUGUCACCACGUACGCGCCCAUGCUGCUGGUCCUGGUGGCCAACCCGGUCCUCUUCAGCCGCACCGUCUCGGCAGUGACCUCGCUGCUGAAGGGCCGGCAGGGCAUCUACACGGAGAACGAGCGGCGCCUCGCCAGCGAGAUCCAGGUCCGCUUCUUCAAGAUCAUGCUGGUGUUCUUCAUCUGCUGGACGCCCAACAUCAUCAACGAGGCUCUGCUCUUCUACCUGGAGGAGCAGACGGACAUCAGCGACGGCAGCCUGAGGAACGUGAGGAACGCGGCCCUCAUCACCUGGUUCAUCAUGGGGAUCCUCAACCCCAUGCAGGCCUUCCUCAACACCCUGGCCUUCCACGGCUGGACCGGCCUGGACGUGGACCUCAGCCCCCAGCGCCACAGGGACCUGGGCUGGGACUCGGGCUCCACCUCGGCGCCCAGCGGCGGCGGCCACGCCCACCUGACGGCAGCGUCGCUGGUGUACCAGAGCCACGUGCAGGAGAAGAAGAGCCAGAACGGGAAGAGCCAGCAGCACUCGGAGGCCAUCAGCGCGCUCUCAGAAGGUUCAGAAUCUAGCACAGUUGAAAUCCACAUUUCCAGCCGUCUGCGGGACUUUGACGAUGUAGACGCGGACGGAGAGUCGCUGGAGAACUCCGGGCGGCGCUAGAGGGUCGCCGCCACGCCCGCCGCCGCACUUUAGAUUUAUUUUUGAUGUGAGAACGAUUAAACCA
Molecule: messenger RNA, 1312 nt
Organism: Synchiropus splendidus (mandarinfish)
Lineage: Eukaryota; Metazoa; Chordata; Actinopteri; Syngnathiformes; Callionymidae
Gene: gpr143
Product: G protein-coupled receptor 143
Exons: 9
Coding region: 1-1248 (415 amino acids)
Biological process (GO): regulation of calcium-mediated signaling; melanosome organization; G protein-coupled receptor signaling pathway
Cellular component (GO): plasma membrane; melanosome membrane
Molecular function (GO): L-DOPA binding; L-tyrosine binding; dopamine binding
Source: RefSeq, a predicted model, not a curated record